Nerophis ophidion (straightnose pipefish) is the source of this 9419-nucleotide messenger RNA. RefSeq names its product trichohyalin. Bases 363 to 6869 code for a protein of 2168 amino acids. The record is from RefSeq and is a predicted model, not a curated record. The transcript has 22 exons. NCBI's taxonomy places the organism in Eukaryota, Metazoa, Chordata, Actinopteri, Syngnathiformes, Syngnathidae.
GAAGAAGAAGAAAAAGAAGAAGACGAAGAAGAAGAAAAUGAUGACAAGCAGCGACAACUUUUAUCUUUUUUAAAAACUUUUAUCGUAAUGGAGGACUUCUGACUCCACGCUGCCAAGCUGCCAACUUAUGGGCUGGAUAGUAUUAAAGACACUGGAGAAGUCCAGGAACAGGAUCCUCACAGUGCCAUCUCCCUGGUCCAGGUGUGAGUGGGCUCAGUGCAGCAGGUAAAGGAUAGCAUCCUCCACACCAACGCCUGCCUGGUACGCAAACUGCAGGCUGUCCUGGGAAUGUUGCACCUGUGGUCUGAGGAGGCUGAGAAAAACAGUAGAUGAGAGCUGCAUGCUGAUGUCCACUUCCUGCCAUGGACUCGGAGCUGCUGAUUGGUUGGCCACUGGAGAGGGUGGGGCUCCAACAGGAAGUGCGGCGGCUGCAGGAGGAGCUGGUAGAGAGUCGGGCGGAGAAGGAGGAGCUGGCGUCCAGGAUCCGGGCCCUCACUGAGCGUCUGGAGCUGCCCCCCUCCCCCCCGCAGCAUGAGGAUCAGCAGCACAUGGAGUGCAGGAGGCAGGCGCGACACGCCCGGGAGAGAGAAGCACGCCAGGCUCUGCUCCUCCACCGCCUGCAGAACAAGGUGUUGCAGUACAAGGAUCAAUGUCACAACUUGGACAUUCACCUCAAACGACUCCUAGCACAGCAAAGUUCCGGUGACCACUGUGGGCCCCUGGAGAGCGCCCUCCUCAGGCUGGAAGAGGAACAACGCAGGUCUGCUGGCCUGGCCGAGACCAACACCUUUCUCCGCCAACACCUGGACCAAUCAGAGCAGGUCAACCAGGCCCUGAGAGAGGACAUCUGCAAGCACACCUCCACCUGGACUGCAGCUCUGGAGGAGGCCCAGCUCCAAGCCUCCACUUGGCAGAGGGAACUGGAGCGUAGUCAACAUGUUGCGUGUGUAGUGUGUGUCAGGUCACAUGGCUCGGCAGCAGGCUCAGACCUUGUGUGUGUGGAGGACCACCAUGGCGCUCAGACAAGACUGUCGCUCUGUCAAGACCGCCACCGACAGGUCAUGGAUCUGUUGGAGCUGAGGGCGGAGCUCUCCCGUCUGUCCCUGUCCAUCCUCUCCAGCUUUGAGUCCUCCUCCUUGAACCUCCUCAAGCUCUCCCCCCUCCCUCCUCCGCCUUCGGACCUCCUGCCCUCAAUCCUCCCCCCGCUCCUCCUCCCGCUCGCCUCCUCCACCUCCACCCUCGGAACCUUCACCGUGGGCGAGCUGGAGGCGGAGCCAGAGGACAGCAUGCUAGAGCACAGCCAAGCAGAGACAAGCCUGGAAAGUGUGACUAAGGCCAUCAUCAAGCUGUCUCGGGUGUUGAACAUCAGCGCCCCGCCACGCCCCGGGCACGCCACCUCCUCCCUGCUGUCCGUCCUAUCCGACACUGAGAGCGCCCUCCACUGGAGGCACCAGGAGGCGCAGAGGGCGGAGCUUACUAUGCGACGGCUGACCGAGGAGAAGACCUUGCUGCAGACACGACUGAAACUGCUGGAGGACGACAACCAGCAUCUUCACAAAAAUGCACUUAACAGAGAUCAGGAGGCCACAUCUAAGCGGCAAAGACUGGAGAGCGAGCUUCACCAGAAGGGAGAGGUGGAGCUUCAUAGCCAGGAAGGAGUGGUUCACAGCAAGGAGGCGGAGUUUCAGAAGAGAGAGGCGGUCCUCUGUCAAAGAGAGGUGGAGCUUCACAGCAAGGAAGGUGAGAUGCAAAGCAAGGAGGCGGAGCUACAAACGAGAGAGGCGGCACUUCGCAGCAAGGAAGGUGAGCUGCAAAGCAAGGAGGCGGAGCUACAAAACAGAGAGGCGAAGCUUCGCAGCGAGGAAGAGGAGACGCAAAGCAAGGAGGCGGAGCUACAGAAAACCGAGGAGGUGGAGCGUGGUCGUGAGGGAGAGGAGAAACAACGCAAGGAGGCGGAACUACGGAAGAGGGAGAAGGUCCUCCGUCAAGGAGAGGUGGAGCUUCACAGCAAGGUAAAGGAGACCCAAUACAAGGAGGCGGAGCUACAGAAAAGAGAGGAGCUCCUCCUUCAAAGAGAGGUGAAGUUUCGCAGCGAGGAAGAGGAGACUCAAAGCACAGAGGCGCAGCUACAGAAAAGAGAGGCGGUGGAGCGUGGUAGCGAGGAAGAGGAGAAACAACGCAAGGAGGCGGAGCUACGGAAGAGGGAGAAGGUCCUCCAUCAAGGAGAGGCGGAGCUUUGCAGCAAGGUAAAGGAGACACAAUGCAAGGAGGCGGAGCUACAGAAAAGAGAGGAGGUCCUCCUUCAAAGAGAGGUGGAGUUUCGCAGCGAGGAGGAGGAGACUGAAAGAAAGGAGGCGGAGCUACAGAAGAGAGAGGUGGUGGAGCGUGGUAGCGAGGAAGAAGAGAAACAACGCAAGGAGGCGGAGCUCCGGAAGAGGGAGAAGGUCCUCCGUCAAGGAGAGGUGGAGCUCCGCAGCAAGGUAAUGGAGGCACAAAGCAAGGAGGCGGAGCUACAGAAGAGAGAGGCGGUCCUCUGUCAAGGAGAGGCGGCGCUUCGCAGCAGGGAGGAAGAGGUUCAGAGCGAGAAGGCGGAGCUAAAGAAGAGGGAGAAGGUCCUCCUUCGAAGAGAGGUGGAGCUUAGCAGCGAGGAAGAAGAGACGCAAAGCAAGGAGGCGGCGCGAGAGAGCAGAGAUGGGGUGGAGCGUCGUAGCAAGGAAGUGGAGCUACAACGCAAGGAGGCGGAGCUAAAGAAGAGGGAGAAGGUCCUCCGUCAAGGAGAGGUGGAGCUUCACGGAAAGGAAGAAGAGAUGCAACAAAAGGAGGCGGAUCUACAGAGGAAAGUGGAGGUCCUCCGUCAAGGAGAGGUGGAGCUUCACAGCAAGGUAAAGGAGACCCAAUACAAGGAGGCGGAGCUACAGAAAAGAGAGGAGCUUCUCCUACAAAGAGAGGUGGAGUUUUGCUGUGAGGAAGAAGAGACGCAAAGCAAGGAGGCGGAGUUACGGAGCAUAUAUGAGGUGGAGCGGGGUGGCAAGGAAGAGGAGAAACAACGCAAGGAGGCGGAGCUACGGAGGAAGGAGAUGGUCCUCCGUCAAGGAGAGAUGGAUCUUCACAGCAAGGUAAAGGACACACAAUGCAAGGAGGCGGAACUACAGAAGAGAGAGGCGGUGCUCCGUCAAGGAGAGGAGGAGCUUUGCAGCAAGGAAGAAGAGUUGCAACAUAAGGAGGCGGAGCUACAGACGAAAGAGGAGGUCCUCUGUCAAGCACAGGUGAAGCUUGGCUGCAGAGAGAAAGAGGUUGAGACAAAAGAGGCGGAGCUACAGAAGCGCGAGGAGGUCCUUUUUCAGGGACAAGUGGAGCUUGGCUGCAAAGAGGAGGAGGUGGAGAACAAGGAGCAGGCAUUACAGAAAAGGGUGGAGGUCCUUUGUCAUGAAGAGAUGCAGCUCCGCAAUCAGAAGGAUAAGGUGGAGAGCAAGGAGGAAUCGGAGCUUGACAGCAGGAAGAAAGAAAUCCAGAGAAAAGAGGCGGAGCUCCAGAAGAGAGAGGAGCUUCUCGGUCAAGGAGAGUUACAACUGUGCGGGAAGAAGGAAGAAGUCCGGGGAAUGGAGGCGGAGCUACAGAAGAGAGAGGAGGACCUCUGUCAAGGAGAGUUAGAACUUUGCCGGAAGAAGGAAGAAGUCCAGGGAACGGAGGCGCAGCUACAGAAGAGAGAGGCGCUUCUUGGUCAAGGAGAGUUAGAACUUUGCCAGAAGAAGGAAGAGGUCCAGGGAAAGGAGGCGGAGCUACAGAAGAGAAAGGAGGACCUCGGUCAAGGAGAGUUAAAACUUUGCCAGAAGAAGGACGAGGUCCAGGGAAAGGAGGCGGAGCUACAGAAGAGAGAGGUGGUCCUCUGUCAAGGAGAGUUAGAACUUUGCCAGAAGAAGAAAGAAGUCCAGGGAAAGGAGGCGGAGCUACAGAAGAGAGAUGAUGACCUCCGUCAAGGAGAGUUAGAACUUUGCAGGAAGAAGGAAGAGGUCCAGAGCAAGGAAACAAAGUUGCAGGAGUUGGAGGAAGAGCUACAUGAAAAAGAGGAGGAGGUGAAAGGGAAGGAAGCAGGGCUACAAAAGUUGAGGGAAGCGCUUUCUCAAGAAGAGGCGGAGCUUAGCCGCAGGGAAAGGAAUAUGCAAACCAGGGAGGAGGCGCUACAAAAAGGGAAGGAUGAGCUUCAAAGAACAAAGGUGAACCUGCAGGGCAAGGAGGAGCAAGCGAAGGAAGGAGAGCAGGAGGCAGAGAAGAGGAUUAAUGCUGAGCUGCUGGAGAAAGAAGACAUCAUCAGCGACUUGAAGGGGGCGCUGGACAGCCAACUGCGGGCCAGGGCAAGGGCAGAAGAGGAAGCAGCCGACGUCAGAGACGCUCUGCUGAAGCGCUCCUCUCAGCAUGCCUCGGUGUUGGAGGAGCUGAAGCAAGCACAGAAGGACCUCCAGCUGGCGGCGGAUGACAUCGCCAGGAUGGAGCGUGUGCACAAGGAGCAGCAGAUGGAGAGCAGCAGGCUCCAGGAGGUGCAGGCUGCUUUGCAAAGGCAAGAAGAGCUGCAGGAGGAGCAGGCGCAGGAGCUCAGGUCUCGCUCAGCAUCCCUGCUGGAGAAGCUUCAGGAGCUCCAAACGCAGCUGCGCCAGGCCCAGGAGGAGCGCUCUCACCUGAGCGCGCACCUGCACACGCUGCAGGAGGCCAAAGACGCACUGGGCGGCGAGGUGCAAUGUCUGAGGGAGGAGCUGCACCAGGCGGAGAUGAGGGCCAGCAGGAUGGAGGAGGAGGAGAAGAAGAGGACGGCAUUAAAGGAGGAGUCUGACUUGGUACAGGAGGGAGAAAGCAAACAUGAGACGCCGAUGAGUGCUGUCAGAGAGGUGGAGGAACAUGUGCAAGAAUGCCAGCUGGAGGAGGAGGAGGUCGGAAUGGAGCAGCUGGAACUCCUGCUGACAAAAACACAAUCCCUGGAGAAGGAAGUGACCCAAUGGAAGGAAAAGGCCAAGCAGAUCUCCUGCAUGCUGGAGGAGCGGGAAAGGGAGGUGCAGCAGCUGAAGAGCAUGUUGACGGAGAUGGAGGGGGAGAAGAAAGAACAUGUGCGAGAAUACCUGAGCUCGGAACAGCAAGAGGAGGUAACGAGCAAUCUGGAAGAAAAGGAGGUCAGAAUGGAGCAGCUGGAACUCCUGCUGAGAAAAACACAAUCCCUGGAGAAAGAAGUGACCCAAUGGAAGGAAAAGGCCAAGCAGAUCUCCUGCAUGCUGGAGGAGCGGGAAAGGGAGGUGCAGCAGCUGAAGAGCACCUUGAUAAAGAUGGAGGAUGAGGAGGACAGGAUGAGAGAAGUGCAGAGGAGAAGUGACGAAGAGCGGAAGCAGCUGGAAGUCCAGUGUGAGAACAUCCAAAAAGAGAUGGAGGAGAAGAGGAAAAGACUGUGGGAGUUGGAGAGGAGGCUGGAGCAUGAAGACUUGUCAGACAAGGAGGUCCAUACAGCCGAGGAGGAAUGUGUUCCAAGAGAGGAGGAGUCACAGCAGACUUUGGCGAGGGAGAAACAGAAAGUACAAGAUAAGCUGCGGAGGGCCGAGGAGGAGGUGAAGGCUCUUAGAGAGGAUUUGGCAAGGGAAGGAAGAAGGAGACAGGAGGCGCAGCAGGAGCUGAGAGGAGCACAGCAUAUGGUGGAGGUGAUGGAGCUCAAUCUGAAAGCCCUGGAAAAGGAGGUGAAUGACAAGCAGCAGGCCAUGGAGGGCGAGUACCAGAAGAUGACCAGCCUGAAGCAACUCUUGCAAGAGAGCCACGACCAGGGGGAGCGUCUGAGGGGCGCCCUGGAGGAGGAAAGGAGGACCAGCCACGAUAGAGGAGUGGCAGCUGAAGGGCUGAAGGCCAAGCUGAGGGACCUGCAGGAGAACCUGGGACAGGUGCAGCAGGACAGGAGGAGAGAGGCGGGAAAACGAUCGAGGACAGAUGAGGAGGCCGAGCAGGUGAGGACCGAUGAAGAGGAGGAGACUGAGCAGGAAAGGACCUACACGGUGGAGCAAUGGACGACAGACGAUGAAGAGGAGACGGAGACGGAGCAGGAGAGGACAUAUGAGGAGGAGCAAUGGAAGACCGAGGAGGAGAAGACUGAGCAGGAAAGGACCUAUACGGUGGAGCAAGGGAUGACAGAGGAGGAGAGGACAUAUGAGGAGGAGCAAUGGAAGACAGAGGAGGAGGAGAAGACUGAGCAAUGGAAGAAAGAGGAGGAGGAGAAGACCGAGCAGGGGAGGACCGAUGAGGAGGAAAGGUGGAAUACCGAGGAGGAAAGGACCUAUACGGUGGAGCAAUGGACGACAGACGAUGAAGAGGAGGAGAUGGAGCAGGAGAGGACAUAUGAAGAGGAGCAAAGGAAGACAGAGCAGGAGGAGGAGACGCAGCAGAGGAGGACAUAUGUGAAUGAGGCCGAUGUUGAGAGCUGUGUGGAGGAGGUGCAGGAACAUGAAGAGUCCCCAGCCAGAAGCAGCAUGGAGGACAUGAGGAGGCGAGACAUGCAAAAGGAGGCCCAGGUGCUGGUGUCCAGCAGGAGGACAGAGGAGAGCAAGGAGGACCUGCAACAAAGCAAGAGGGAUCCCAACCACUUCCUGCUGUCUUUAGACCACUCCUUCCGCCAGGUGCACAGCCCUGAAGGGGCCGGGGCUAAGGGCUUGAUAUUUCAGUGUUGUGUGGCCCACCUGGAGCUGAAACUGGAGCGAGCCCAGAGGACAAUCCAGCACCUGAAGGACAAGAACAAGAAAGUGAAGACUGAGAGGGAUAUGCUGAGACAGGUGUGUCAGCUGCACGUGUCACUGGCACUGGAUAACCAGCAGAGGGCGAUGUUGCUCAGGAAGAGUCCAUGUCCUUAGACCCUCCUCCAGGACAUGGAUGCAUCAGCCAUGUCCUUAGACCCUUCUCCAGGACCUGAAUGCAUCAGCCAUGUCCUUAGACCCUUCUCCAGGACCUGAAUGCAUCAGCCAUGUCCUUAGACCCUUCUCCAGGACCUGAAUGCAUCAGCCAUGUCCUUAGACCCUUCUCCAGGACCUAAUUGCAUCAGUGGCAGCCCAAUAAGGUCUCUUCUGAGACCCCAGGGAGGAGGAGGUGGAGGAGGAGGAAGAGGUGUCCCUCAGUCAAUCCUGGCAAGGAACUAAAAAGGACAUUUUAGUACAAGGUCAUUCUGCCUGCCCGCCACACGGUGGCGCCACACUGCAGGUGGUCCUCAACACUUUGAGGGCACUGAGCCCUCCAAGUGGUUUCUCCACACAUGUAAGUAUUAUAUGUAUUACCUUUGUCUUGUCAUUCAGCUGCCACAUGUUACAUUUACUCAUCCCAAAAUGUUGCCUGCACAGGAUCAUUACUGACAUAUCUUAUUAUAACUGCAAUGAAUACCUUAUUUUCCAGAUUAUAAGGCGCAUAGAAUAGAUGCUACAGUAGAGGCUGGGGUUAGGAUAUGCAUCCUUUAGAUCCGGGGUCUCAAACAUGCGGCCUGCGAGACGUUAUUUUGCGGCCUGCACUUUGAUAUGACAAUUUAAUGUAUGUGCGGCCCGCAAGUUUAAUAUGAACUGAACUUGACAGCGUCAUACUUCCCAACAAUUUUCACGGGAGUUCCCUUAAUAUCAGGGUAUCCAUUCUCUGGUAAUCCCUGCCGAUUUUUACCCGAUCAACAAUACUCAGGUGGUGCUGCAAUGGCACUGUUCUUAACGCCCUCUGAUUCCUGUGCAGACAGCGUGCAAACCUAUUUGAUUGUUACAUUUGACUGAGCAGUACACAUGUGUGAUGUUACAAGACAUAUUUGGUCAACAGCUACACAAGACACACUGAGGGUGGCCGUAAAAGAAACUUUUAACACUGUUACAAAUAUGUGCCAGACUGUGAACCCACACCAAACAAGAAUGACAAACACAUUGCGGGAGAACAUCAGCACCGUAACACAACAUAAACUCAGCAGAACAAAUACCCAGAAUCCAAUGCAGCCCUGACUCUUCCGGGCGACAAUACACACACCCACUGUGGCUCCGAAAUGACAACACUGGCUCGGUUUCUUAAAGACGGGCUCUUUACUUGAGUUUUAAGCCGUGAAAACUACAGGACAAGACAUGAAAUACAAUAGUUUUAGAAAUACUUCAGUCCCAGGCAAACAAGGUGCCAAACAAAAAUAGCUACCUCGUGGCCGCCUGCCACUUCGGAGGUUCUUGGGCAGCAAACACUCCAAUGUUGUGCAACUACAUGAGCGUACAAAAAAUCAAACCAAUGCACACCACAAAUACACAGAACAUUUCAACACAAUAUGACAAAUGCCUUGUUCAGCUAGCCAAAUGUUCCCCACUGCUGCUGAUGGCCCAAAGUCCUUUGCAUGUCUGCAACUCCAAACACCACACCAAAUCUCGCGAGAAUAGCGGUGUGACAAAGAAAAUAAAUUGCGCCUUUUAUAGUAACCCAAAUGUGUCUUAUUUACAAAAAAUAUAACAUGACUUCAGAAAAAUAAUAAUUUACAACAAAAAAUGUUAAUCCUUAAAACAAAAAAUAUGAAGUGUAAGUUUUCAACAACACUUACACCCACGCUACCACCAACCCCCCACACCCCCCACCCUCCCUACUUGCGUUGGUUGAGGUUGUGUAUAUUGUCGCCCGGGAGAGUUUGGGCUGCAAGGUGUUCUGGGUAUUUGUUCUCUUGUGUUUAAGUUGUGUUAGGGUGCAGAUGUUCUCCCAAAAUGUGUUUGUCAUUCUUGUUUGGUGUGGGUUCAAAGUGUGGCGCAUAUUUGUAACAGUGUUCAUGUUGUUUAUACGGCCACCCUCAGUGUGACCUGUAAGUACGUCUUGCAGCCGCCAAUGCUGUUCUGCACAAGUCUCGCACAACAUGAUUUAGAGUUGUCACUUUAGUUGUGUUGUGUGCGCAACGACGAGUUGUAGAGCACUAGUUCUCUUAUAGAUGGUAUUUUACGUGAAGGUAUGCCAAGGGUUAAGUGAGAUUUAUCAAAAACAUUCUAAAAAAGAGCAGUCAGUCAUAAAUACUUUUAAUAAAUAUACUUAUUGAAUAACACUUCAACUAAAUAUGAAUGUAAGUUCAUAAAGUGUGACAAGAAAUGCAACAAUGCAAUAUUCAGUGUUGACAGCUAGACUUUUUGUGGACAUGUUCCAUAAAUAUUGAUGUUAAAGAUUUCUUUAUUUGUGAAGAAAUGUUUAGAAUGAAGUUGAUGAAUCCAGAUGGAUCUCUAUUACAAUCCCCAAAGAGGACACUUUAAGUUGAUGAUUACUUCUAUGUGGAGAAAUCUUUUUUUUAAAUUGAAUUACUUGUUUAUUUUUCAACAAGUUUUUUAGUUAUUUUUAUAUCUUUUUUUCCAAAUAGUUCAAGAAAGACCACUACAAAUGAGCAAGAUUUUGCACUGUUAUACAAUUUAAUAAAUCAGAAACUGAUGACA